GGCUAUUAUAUAGCCGGGGCGCAGACCGCCAGAAACCACAACUUCUUUGGAUCUCGCUACCGAAAGUAUCAGUUUGUGGUGCCAGUGAACCGUAUCUGCAGAAACAUCUUGAUUCCAAGUUCCAGAAUGAAGCUGUUUGUCCUGACACUGGCCCUGAUGGGCAGCGCCCUGUCCAUGCCGGUAGGAGUGGAGCAUGACCAUCCUCGGUCCGUGGUGCCACUUGUAAUCACGGACUACUCGUCAGUUGCCAGUAAGAACACUCCUGAUGACACCCCACUGGUAGCCCCCAAAGAGCCGGUAAUCAAGGAAGACGAACUGAAGCCUGAAGAGAAGCCGGCAGCGUCUGAGGACAAACCAGAAACGUCACCGGCUCUUCCUGUCGACAACACUAAUCCAGCCAAUGACGCUUCAGCAGAAAAGCCAGCAGCACCAGCCUCAGACAACCAAGAGGCCGUGAGCAGCGACAGCAAACCGGCAGAAGUUCCUUCGGAAAAGGACAAGGUUCCUGAACAGACAGGUGUUGUGUCAGAGAAGAAGGAAGACAAUGCAGAGGCUGAGGCGAGCAGUUCACAAGAUGCGCCUGUCGUGAUACCAGAAAAGAAAGUUUCUGACGAGAUCAAGCCACCUGCACCUGUCGCACUGAACGUUCCUAAGAACGACGAGAAAGCUGAUGAAAGCAGUUCUUCCGAUAUAAAACCUGCAGAGGAAACCAAGGAACAGCAGAUCGACGAUAAGAAAGUGAAGACCGAGGAGAUCAAGCCAGAUGAAUCCGAAUCACCGGCCGCUGAAAUUCAAGGUCCAGUGACAGAAAAACCCCUGGACAAAGUGGAACAACCAAUUGCUAACGAGGAAGUCAAGGAGUCUCUGAAGGUCGACGAGCCGAUAAAGGGAGAAGCACAGGAAACCCCUGUUACGAGUCGAAGGAAACGUUCAACAGAUGGCAAGGAGGACGAAAAGAAGAAGCCCACUGAAGUGACGAAGAAGGAGAAAGAUGAGAAAAAGGUCAAAGCCGAUGAUACUCCAGUAAAGAUCGUAGAAGUCAUACUAGAGGAUGCGCAGGUUCAAGAAGAUGAAGCUCCUAAGAUCGAUGACCCAAACCCCGAGGGAGCUGCGUCUGAAAUCAAGCCCGUUGAACUUCUCAAACCCAGCGAUAUUCCUGAUGUGAAACCGGAAGUACCUGUGAAUGAAGAGAAUAAACCAGUCGGUCUUGAUGUCGCCCCUGUCCUAUCUCCACAGCCUGAGGCCAGCUCUGACAAUGCAGAAAUACCAGCUCAAAUCGACGAAAACAAGAACGUCGAAGGAAACGAAGAGAAGAAGAUCCAAUUAACUGAGGUGGAAAAGGCUGAGAAAGUCGGGGAAAGCAAACAACAGGAAACGAAGAUCGUGCCAGAAGCUGUGGCGAAAGACGCUGAGAAAACGGCCGAUGAAGCAGUUCAAGUAGACGACAGGAAGACUGAGGUGGCCGUGGCCGUGGCGUCUGUAGUUGAACAGAAGAAGGGCGUAACUAGCGACGCGGCUUCUGCUGACUCUGCUGUCGAGAAACAAGAACAAGAAAAUGUGCCCGCAACGACAAAUGCCGAGGUUGUUAAUAAGAACCCUGAACCCGCAGAAGACAACAAACAGUCAGAGGAAAAAGAAGGCGUCAAAGGGGCAGUAACAGCCAGCUCAUAAACGGCCACUGUUCAUUGUUUGGCUUCCCCUCUCACUCAUAAGCGUGUCUGUGCACGAAUUUCAGGCUGACAGCUGACAUUAGUUUAAACAUUUACCUAAAUCCAUGAAGAUGUUUUAAUCUUCCUCCUUUCUAUCAGAUAUAAUUAGGCGUCAUAUAUAGAUAUUUUACAGGUCAGCUACCCACGAAUCCCCAUUACAGAAAUCUCAUGAGAUGUACGUGAAACAUAGGGUGUUCAAGAAAAGUGGUCAUUAUAUUUGAUAUGUAAUAUAUUCAUAUAUACACACAGGAACACCGCAGUAUGGUCUGUCUUCUAUUAUUAUAUUUUAAUUUUAAAUUAAUUCCUUGAGGUGUUGAGUGGGUGAGUGAAUGUAGCUGUAUGUAUGUUAAGGCAACUCAAAUAUUCUUUCAGAACCAAUGAAUACUGUGCCUGUAUUUAACUAGGCUUCCAAAUAAACCAUUUUAUACAACC
Molecule: messenger RNA, 2141 nt
Organism: Zootermopsis nevadensis
Lineage: Eukaryota; Metazoa; Arthropoda; Insecta; Blattodea; Termopsidae
Source: RefSeq, a predicted model, not a curated record